Molecule: messenger RNA, 4827 nt
Organism: Rubroshorea leprosula
Lineage: Eukaryota; Viridiplantae; Streptophyta; Magnoliopsida; Malvales; Dipterocarpaceae
Source: the annotation of a GenBank genome assembly
AUUAAUCUCUACGCUUCUCUCUCUGCAAUUACUCCUUGAGAGCAUCUCUCUCUAGAAUAUUGAGUAUUGCUGACUUGAGCGUCGGAGUGUUUUCCCCGAUAAAACAACCUCGGGAUUUUCAGGUGUGGAAGCAGCUAAGGACUUCAACAGUGUUGGACUGCGAAGCUGCCCAAACAUUUGGCGCUGUCUGUGGGAACUCGAACAAGAAGUUGUGUGACUUAACCUGCUGAAAGACAAAAUGGUCCGUACCUUUACAGGAGGCCGCCCUCCAAGAAAUGAAAUGGACGAACAGGAGGACACUCACGUAUCUGAGCCCGGCUUGAAUGACUUUAGGCCAAUGCCAAGAAAUCUUUUUGUAGGGGGAGCCGAACAGGAUCACCUAAGUGAAACAGAUGAUGAUGAAAGAACACCAACGGGGUAUGCAACCCAGCCUGAACAGUUCCAAGUUCCAACAGGAACAAGGUCAAGACCUUCUAGACCGUACAAUUCACAGCGUGAACGACUUGAAAGGUCAACGGAACCUGCUCAGACUACCAAGCUCGAAGAGAGAACCAGAAUCUUGGAAAUGGCAAUGGGUAAAAUCCUUGCCUGCCUGAUUCCGGAUGACCCCCUGAUUCCUCUGUUAAACAAGGAUGCACAACUAGCUACAGUGGUUGCAACUCGAAACUCCCCUGCUCUAAGUAACGUAGUGGUGCCGACCAGGCCAAGGGGAAGUGGGAAGUUGAAUAACGAACUCAGCUCGUCCAAACAUAGUGAAGAAUUGAUGAGAAAAAACGCAGACCUUGAAAGGCAGCUGCGGGACGUACAGAAGUCCAUCGACGAGCUGAAAAGUCCUAGGUCGCACCAACAAACCCUUGAUUUGGAUAGUGCUCCAUUGAACUUAUCCAUCACAGCAGAACCAUAUCAAGAGGGAUUCAAGAUUCCCCACCUAGAGACAUAUGAUGGCUCGGGUGACCCAGAUGAACAUCUGCAUACCUAUCAAGCCAUCAUGAGGAUUCAAAAUGCCAAUGAUGCCAUGAUGUGCAAAGUGUUCCCAGCGACACUGAAAUCAACAGCCAAAAGAUGGUAUCACAAACUCCCCAGACAUUCUAUAGACUCAUACUCUCAGCUCGCCAAGCUAUUCUCCAACAAAUUUGCGAGCCAGAGAGAGAUCAAACGCACAGCCACCGAGCUGAUGCAAGUUAAUCAAAGGGAAGGGGAAUCUCUGAGAGACUACAUGCAGCGAUUCAACAAAGCCACCCUGGACAUUGACAACGUCCCAGACACCAUCUGUCUGUCUGCAUUGUUGCAUGGGUUGAAGCAUGGUCGGUUUCUAGACGACCUGCUAGAGAACCCACCCAGGACUUGGAAUGAAGAACAGCCACUGAGAAGGGAAGAAAAGAAGAAACAGAAAGUCGACGAGCAGUGGGGGAAGCCCGUUGACUUCCCAAAGUAUGCCAACUACAUUCCUUUAACCCUGCCAAGGUCUCAAAUCUUUGCGCAAAUCCAGCACUGGGUUAGGAGACCCCUACCUCCAUUGCAUGAUUCCCCAAGAGCAGAUAAGAUCAAACAUUGCGACUACCAUCGUGUGUAUGGCCACAAUACCGAAGACUGCCAACACUUGAAGGACGAGCUGGAGUUUCUGGCUCGCAAUGGAAGGCUAGAAGAAUAUGGUCAGAAGCCCCACGCCCAGCAACCCACUCAAACUCAUUUUGUACAGGGUUAUGACCGACCUCAAAGGCAGAGGUACCAGCUCGGCGAGGCGCAGAAUGUAUAUCAGGAUAGCCAGUAUCCUCCUUAUCAAGGGAGAGCAUACAGAGGGCGUCCGUUCAACAGGAGAGGACAGGUACAGAGAGCUGCUGCCCAGAACCAAAAAGAUAAGAAGGGGGUAGGCUAUGCUGGGAUACCCCCGCCCUCGGGUACAAUAAACAUGAUAUCAGGUGGUGUUCACUCUGGGGGCCAAAGCGCCCGAGCUCGCAAGGCAUACGCCCGACAGGUGAUGACUGUCAACAAAAAUAGAUCCUUGAAGCAGCCAUUUGAGGAAGCAGAAUGGGAGAAUACACCUAUCACAUUCAGCCCGGCAGAUUACAAGCGAGCAGAAGGAGAGCCUGACAUUAUGAUGCCCCAUGCCGAUCCCUUUGUGGCAACAGUUCAUAUAGGCAAUCAUAAUGUCAAUAAGGUGUUUAUUGACACUGGCAGUUCGCCAGAUAUCCUGUACUGGAGUUGCUUCCAGAAGAUGCAGCUAAAUCCGAGCUCGCUGCAGAAGCACGAAGGGCCAAUAUACGGGUUUGAUAACCAACCCGUCCCAGUCGAGGGAGUUAUCACUCUUCCUAUAUAUGUGGGCUCAGAACCACGCUUCAGGAUGGCUUCCGUCACCUUCCUGGUCGUUAAGAUGGAAUCAGCUUUCAAUGCUAUAUUAGGAAGAGCCACCCUGUGCGAGCUGAAGGCUGUCAUCUCGCAACCCCAUCUCUGCAUGAAAUUCCCAACUCCUCAGGGGGACGUAUUUGCGUGGACUACGAAUGAAAUGCCUGGCAUCCCAGCAAAAUUGACAGUCCACAAGCUUAGCACAGACCCCACCAGAAGGCCGGUGGUGCAAAAACGCCGCCUUUUUGGCCCCGAGAAGCAAGCUGCCAUAGAUGAAGAGAUACAAAAGUUGUUACAGGCAGGCUUCAUCAGAAGAGUGGAAUACUCUGAAUGGGUGUCAAACCCUGUGCUCGUCAAAAAGCCAAACGGCAAGUGGAGGAUGUGUAUUGAUUUCACCAACCUCAAUGACGCAUGUCCAAAAGACCCUCAUCCGUUGCCAAAUGUCGAGAAGUUGGUAGAACGGGCAGCUAGGCAUGAGCGGAUGAGUUUCCUAGACGCCAGCUCGGGUUACCACCAGAAGCUGGUGCAAAUCAUCUUCAAGCUCCAGAUCGGCAGGAACAUAGAAGUGUAUGUAGACGACAUGAUAGUCACUAGCGUGCGAGCUGAGGAUCACAUUGACGACCUGGAUGAAACUUUUCAAAACUUGCGUCGAGCUCAAAUGAAGCUGAAUCCCUUGAAAUGCACGUUUGCUGUGGAAUCAGGGAAAUUCCUAGGGUACGUGGUAUCCAAGAAGGGAAUCGAAGUAAAUCCAGAAAAGGUUUAUAGCCAGGUCGACAGAAAGGUCCUUCCAUUCUUCAAAGCUCUACGGGAGCCUAAAAACUUUCAGUGGAAUGGUGAAUGUCAACAGGCGUUUGACGAGCUCAAACAAUAUUUGGCGUCCGCACCCCUGCUGUCCAAGCCUGUUGAUGGGGAAUGUUUAUAUCUUUAUCUGGGGGUCACAAAAGAAGCGGUGAGUUCAGUGCUACUGCGGGAAGAGAAUAAGAAUCAGAAGCCUAUCUGCUACGUGAGCAAGGUGUUACAAGGUGCCGAACAGAACUACCCAAUAGCAGAAAAGGCUGCCUUUGCUUUGGUUUACACAGCUCGUAAGCUGAGAGCCUAUUUUCAGUCUCAUCAGAUUAUUGUUUAUACUGGUUUCCCGUUAAGGAAAAUAUUGCAGAAGCCGGAACUCUCUGGUCGGCUCAUCGGAUGGAGUGUCGAGCUGAGUGAAUAUGACCUCAAAUUUCAACCGCGCACAACUAUAAAGGGCCAAGCUGUGGCAGACUUCUUGGUUGAAUGUGCCCCGGCGGCUGUGAAAGAAAAGGCACCUGAACACCCGUGUUGGGUUUUGUAUGUAGAUGGAGCUGCUAAUAUCGAAGGAUCGGGUGCCGGAGCUGUGUUACUGGGCCCUGAUGGUUUUAAAUCCGAGCAUGCCCUGAGGUUUCAGUUCCAAACAACCAAUAAUGCUGCAGAGUAUGAAGCCCUCAUUUAUGGAUCGAAGCUGGCAUCCGAGCUGAAGGUACAGAACAUUCAAGUCUUCAGUGACUCUCAGCUCGUGGUAGGCCAGGUAAGAGGCAGCUGUGAAAUCAGGGAUCCUCAGCUUGGUCGUUAUGCUUCUGUGGUCAACAAAUUGAAGUCAGGAUUUGUCUCCUUCCAGAUCAACAAAAUACCAAGAGCAGACAACCACCAAGCUGACGAGCUCUACACUGAUUUCACAGUCGAGUGUCAACUGCUAAGCACAGAUCUCUCUACACCGAGCUGGACCAUCCCACUCAUAAAUUAUAUACAAAGUGGCGAGCUACAUGAAGACCAGUCCGCUGCAAAAUUGAUUAAACGCAGGGCGGCAAAUUUUACCUUGUUAGAUAACCAGCUCUACAAGCGAGCAGCCUCGAUGCCCCUAUUACGUUGCCUUACUCCUUAUGAAACUGAAUACGCCAUGAGAGAAGUUCACGAUGGAGUAUGUGGCACGCACAUUGGUGGCAGAACUUUAGCUAGGAAACUCCUGAGGCAUGGUUAUUAUUGGCCCACUAUGAUCGUGGACGUCACAACGGUCACCUUUGGGGAACAAAAAGAAGGAGUGGAGGAAGAUGGUGAGAGCCUUUCUGCUGAUUUCCGGCCUCAAAUCACGCUGGGGUGGGAACGUGAUGCAGAGGGGCGCACUAUUUUUCCUCCAACCUCUAAUGCUGAGUUGGUGGCCGUGGAGGGAGAAAAAGAAGAAGAAGAAGAGGAGCAAGUCUCCUCCGACGAAGUGCAGCAGUUAGCUUCGCUCGAAGAAAAAGUGCCGCCUCCGCCUGCUGAGGACGAGCCCAGAUCGCCACCUCUUCUGCCUAAGGAGCAGCCUCCUCCUCCAGUAGUUUAGGAUUCUUGUAAUGAAUAUUUUUGUAAUUGACUUUUAUUAAUUGAUGAAAAUUUUUUUUGAAGUUAUUUGUGACUUGCAUGUUUUGAUGUCUGUUUGUUGUGUCUGUUUUAAGUAAAUCACUUCGGAUGAAAUAAAGUGACUUUAAUUGA